This is a messenger RNA of Lymnaea stagnalis (great pond snail), 10569 nucleotides long. The record is from the annotation of a GenBank genome assembly. Lineage: Eukaryota; Metazoa; Mollusca; Gastropoda; Lymnaeidae.
GAUUCACAUUGUAGGAAUAACGACAAAAGAACCUUCCGGAAUAACGUAUUUUAUUUUCGGCUUCAAAUUUGCAUUGUUUUUAAUGUGGGUUUACUCAAUCUUGUCUUUAAAAAAAAUCAAUAAAGUUUGAGAGAUUUUGUCAUUAAUCGAAUGAGCUUCAUUGUUGAGGCCUGAAAAUGCUAAGCCACAAGUGAAACAAAGAAGCAUUUCUUGUGCGCAAGUUAAAAGUGAAAACGUAAACAGUAAAAGUAAACACUCGGACCAUGCUGUUACAGUACAGAAUAACAGUGUUUAUUUCACCACGUACAAGAACUUAAAACACCAAUUGUCUCUGAUACAAUUGAUACUGAUACCUUGAAACACUUAAAUAUUAUUUGAUUAGCCUCGGCCUAAAAAGGCAAAGGCAGGCAACUGAUGAAAUAUCUGGAUGUGUGUCUCAAUAUUCAACAUUACUGAAUUACUGGAUGAUUUUUGAGGGAAUGAAUAUCAUAAGUCAUAAAUAAACUAGCUCAGUGUAGAGUGUAGGACUGUGUUUAUUAUUUAAAAUAAUAAAUUUUCCAUUUAUCAUUAUCUCCACAUUAGUGGAAGUGCUGUAGUUACAGUUUUUUCAUGUGAUCUUAUCUAGUAUUUUGUAGUCUGACAUCAAUUGAAUUAAAUUUAAUUAGUUCACCACAAUUCAAGGAAAAGAUUAUUAUUAUUAUUAGAAUCUCAUUCUGAUAAUUUCAAAUUGUAAAAAAUAUAACUUGCAACAAUCAAGACACAAAAAUGAUUAAAGAAUAUUUUACUGAUGGAUUAAUAGGGUUGGCUAUAUUGCUUAGUUUGUUUCGCACUGAUUUAGUAGGAAUUAACAAUCUUAUUAAUUAUCCUGAAGUUCAAGACAUAAUUUUAGGCCAGUCAGUAGCUUAUUUACCAGCGAGUUACAACCACAUUUUAAAUUCACCCCGGGCUUUCGAGAGCUCAAAACAUUUGGAUUUCAACAAUGAAGCAUUUACAGCAUGGUAUCAAAACUGGAAUAAUAUACCAUUGUUUCGAGAAAGGAAUGAAAAUGAGAUUGAAGCUUUUCUAGUCAGUAGCCCUCAACUUGUUUUUGACCACUCACCAAGCAGCAGUCAAACAGCGUUUACUAUUGCAAGUGUUGAAAACAACCAUGUAGCUGAGCUUUCAACUCAGAACCUCCCAGAAGAAAGCGCCAAUGAUUUCUCUGGAGUUUUAAACUCCACCUCAGUGUUAAAUAACUCGAGUGAAGCUUCAGCUGCUGUUUCUGAGCCAGUUUUUGUUGACUCAUCUGUAGUAUUGCUAAAUAACCCAUUUCCAGGUUGUAAUUUAACUAAAGAGGUAACUCUAUUGUAAAGUUAAUCUAAUAUUUGUGAGUGUGAUCUUGUCAUUAAAUUUCACAUGAAAUCAGUUUUUACACUGUACUGGAGUAAAUACGAUUUUAAUAAUCAUAUAAUAAAUAAUAAUUUAGUUGUUGUUUUUUUUAAAUUUAAUAAUACAAAUGUCAAUAUCAAUAACAAAUUAUUUCUUAACAGAGCAUUAUUUAUAUAAAAUAAACUGACAAGUUUACGUAGGUUUAUAAAUUAAUGUGCAGUUUUAUAUAUAUUCCCAAAUGCCAUAAUUGUCUUUCUUUCAAUUUUAGGAUUUAGAUCUCAUAGAUGUCCUUUGGCAACAAGAUGUUGAUUUGGGUGUUGGUAAAGAAGUCUAUGACCCUAACUUGCGAUUUGAGCUCGAAAAAGAGCGUGAAAAUGAAUUAAUUAAGCAUCAAGAAUGGGUAAGAAACAUUCAGAGUAAAAAAAUUAUUUCAUUUUUAAAAAAAUCAGGUGGAAAAUAUUUAGAAAUUAUAGAAGUAGAAGAAAAAAAUCAAAGCAUUUUGAUUCCAUUUUAAUUUACCAUAUUACGUUUUUACAGGUAAAUUUGCUAACAUUUCUAAUCUUAUAUCCUAGCAAAAGUCACAGUUGCUUGUAAAGGAGAAGGCAGAGCGAGAGAAACAUGAGCAAGCUGACAAAUGGCUAAAAGAACAUUUCAGAAGAGAUGGUGAAACAGGCAGGUUUUAGUUUAUUAAAUUUAAUAUAUAAUUUGCUUGGGUGAUUAUUUAAAAAACAUUUUUUAGUGUAUGCAUAUCUCUAGAUCCUCUUUUGUAACUUGCUUAUAGGCAUUUAGAUUGAUUUGAAUCGUAAUUUAAUGUGGUAAUCUUAAAAUGAUCAUUCUCAGUGUAUUAAUGUGCUGUCAAGAAAGUGUCAAAUUUUGAUAUCUUUAAUUUAUUUGUACAUUGAAAACAAAAUUUGUAACGUUAGUUAUUAAUCGUUCAUUUCUUAAAUACCAAAGUAAUAAGUAAGAAAUAUCUAGUAAAGCUUCUUAUCGUAAUAUCUUUUGGCUGUUUCAGGUGAAUGGGUGAGGCUUCAAAAUGGUACAUCCAGCUCAUUUGAUUGCCCUGAAACAGAUGUAUGUUAUAUUUUAUUUUUUAUCAACUAUCUAUCCUUCCUAACUACACUUUUAAGACAGGUCUUUGCUCAUGCGGAAAAAAACCAUUACAUCAUUUAAAAUACCCACAGAUAUUUCAGUUGUAUAUAUUUUGAUUUUAUGCAUUUAAACAAUGUUAGAGAAACAAAUGAUAUAUGUAUGAAUAACCUUUUAUCAUCUGACUAAAUAUUUUUCAAAAUUUCAAUUUGAAUUUAAAAUUCAUGGAUGCUUUUUCUGUAUAUGCUUAGUAAUGUCUUUUAUUUUCCUCCCUCCUGUUAUGCUCCAGUCAUUUAAAAUUAUGUAUAAUAUUUUAAACAUUAACACACAUUUUCUUUUUGUCUUAGGAUUCCCUUACCCUUGAAGCAGCACUAGACUUCCUCUCUUCCAAUGUGGAUCAAACAUUUCUUCAAAAUUUGGAAGCUCCUCAAGAAUCCAUUGCUAACACAUGUAAUGGUUUUCUUGAUACCCCAUUUCAAACUGUUCAAGAGGAGCAGGUAUGACCUAUCCUUUGUAGUUGAAUUUUGACUUUUUAGUCUCCUAUGUGUUAAAUUGUUAGUAAUUUGCGUUAGUUAGUCAAUAUAGUAGAGCAGUUAUUCUUGUUUUAUAUAUUCUUUAUUUGGAGAUUACAGAAGUAUAUUUGUUUUGAUGUUAAAAGAGCAUUUCAUUUUAAAACCUGCUUUAUCAAAUGCAUUAGUUUAUUACUAAGUUAGGAUGAUAUUGAUAUCUCUGACUCAACAUAAUUUUAGCCAUAAAACCAUAAAAUAUUCUGUUUUUUUUUUGUUUUUUUAAAACUAUAACAUUUUCACAUUUUAACCUUGUCCAUUUAGAUUCAAACUUUGCUACAACAACCACAGGAGCUUUUAAACCAACAGGACAGUUUGGAUGAAAACUGGAAUGGAAUUUUCGAUUAUCUGAACAAUGCAGCUAAUGUCUUAGUUGAGGACCCUACAUCAACCUUGUCACAGCUUGGCAUGGAUUUUAAUGCAUCUGAAGACUUAGCUUCAGGGCUUGAUCUAGGACAAGAGGAUACCCCACAAAGGGAUUUUCUGAUACAAAAUGUUACUCUUAUGCAGCCAGGUACCCAAAUCUGAUAUUUAUAAAUAUGUUUGUGUUUUUUUUGUAAAUUAAUUUUUUUUUAAAGAAAGAGAUUUUCUGCUUUAAUCUUUCAUUCCAAUAAUCCUCUUUUAAACCACAGGUUUUCAACGCCAUGGGGUAUGACCGUGAAUGGGUUAGCAAAUGGUUUUCUGUGUGAUUGCUCUCUUAAACAGUUAAUUUAAAAAAAAAUUUAUUUUGAAAUGUAUUUUGAUGUACCUUAAUGUUUAAAAACAGUGUCAAUCUUAAGUGAGUUAAAAUUAAAUUACACGAAAAUUGUAUUUGAAAUGGGUUUACUUUAAUCCCAUUAUAAAGCCUAAUUUAAAUGUAUAUGGGAUUGAGUGCCACAUAAAAAUGAAUUUUCUAAUUUUCAUCCUUCCAUCAUUCAAAUUUGUUCAUAAUAUGAAAAGAAAAAAACUUACAACAUUUGGAGGGAUUCUAAUAACAUUUACAUGUAGCUCAACACUGACAAAAUUUUGCAGUAUGCAAUUUUUUCCAGUAUUAUCGCAUAAUAUUCACUUUAACAUCACUUUUCAUAAUAUACUGUUAAAACUCUUUAAAAAAUUUUUUAAAAGAAGACUUGUCCUGUAGGUGAAAACAGUUACCUCAGAAGUUAAUUAGAAACACAUUUUUGCACAAAAUCAAUCAGUAACCGAUCUUAAAAAAAAAAACUUUGCCGUCACCUCUGCCUGUCCAGUUCCAUAACUGCAAGACAAUCAAUGAGCUCCUCCAACAUUAUUUUCAUGCUAAUUUACUCUUAAUGGAUAGUUUGAACCAAAUGAUGCCUGAAUCUCUUUAAAUACUAUUUCAUGGUGCUUGAGUCUCCUGCUUCUUAUUCAUUCUUUGUUAAUUGCUAUGGCUUUUAAGCUAUGUUCAAGUCAUUCUGCUGCAGCUGCAUUGAUGUAAGGUGUACUGCUGUCACUGUCUUUGUUUCUGUCUCGUAGCCGCUGCUAAACCUGUACUGACAUUGGUAGGCCUACUUUGCUUUACUAGUUGCAGAUUGGAGUCCUUGUCAGCAUCUCUACUGGUUUCAGUCUUAAUUACACUGUUGCUACAAAACUUCAUAUUAGUCACCGCUUGUUGCAUCCACUCAAUCUUCUUUGCAGUGCGCAUUUAUUUCACCAACAACUGUUUUCUUUAAACAUUUUUUUUUCUUCGUUCUGAGCAAAUAUGUCAACUGGACCCAUGUUACUAGGCCUCCCUUUUUCUCUCUGUGCCUGUAGUAAUUCCCUGUUUUUAGGUCGCUUUAUUGUGGCUAGAGCUUCAGCAUAUGUAAUUUCAAAAAGAUCUUGCAAAAAUUCAGUACAUUGAUGUUCUUUUCCUUCUGUGUCUGUUCUCCAAGAUGCUUCUUCUUAAUUCCAAUCCAUGUUGAAUGUAGGUCCUUUAUUUUUGUGAUGAUGUGGCAGUCCUUGCGCACAGGAAUAUGAGCCUCAUCUCGGAACUGAACAACUUCUUUCAAAGUUGCUGUGGCACUAGCUGUAAUACUCUGCUAAUCAACCCUGUGAACAUGAGACGUAACACUAGUGUAUUUGACGGAAGUUUGCUUGCAGUGAUUGUUGCAGGUGUUUCUCCAGCCAGCCAUAUACUGCAAUCAAUAUUAGGUCGGAUCAUAACUGACACUUGCCAUCUCUCUUGAUGAUCUGUGAUAUAAUAAUCAGUAAUAUUAAGAUACUGUCUCAUUUUAUAUCUCAUGAUGAAAGCAACAAUCAGUUUAUAUUAAAUAAAAUUUAAUCACAAUAAAUGAACACAUGAAAAAAUGUCAGUCCAAUGAGCUACCAGUAAAUAUUAGAAACCAGCAUAGUUACAAUGCAUAAUAAAAUGAACAAAAUGAGAGAGUCUCGGAUAUUGAACAUUUUUUUUUUUCUGCCAUUUCACUCAAUGGCACUGGCACCGUAAAUGUGGGUUGCUUGUCAUUGGUCACUUAGCUUCUUUAAACUUGGAUUCAGACCUGCUAAAGGCUGGGAAGCUGUCUCUUAAUUUGAUGUAAUUUGGAUGCUGUGUGAGAAUUUGCAAUUUUUGAGUCAUAAAUAGCUUUAUAUUUUUUGUAACAUUGUUUCAAUUUGUUUAUUUAGAGGUAUUGCAAGCUGCUAAUGAGAUCAACUCCACCCUUUCAUCCUCAAAUCUCAACAACUCUGUAAAUUUUGAAUUAGGCAGCCUUAGCUUUUUAAACAGCAUGUCAACAAUGCAAAGCCAAGAGGAUCUAGACAUUGUUGAUGUGCAGGACCUUUUCAGAGACAUGCAAGGAAGUGAUGAAGUUAGUUUAAUGGAUUCAAAUAUAGCAAUGAAUGAAAGUAAGUUUUUUGAUUGUUUAAAUUCAUUCUCCCCCCCCCCCCCCUUAAUUAUUGUAUUAGAAAAAAAUUUAUUAUAAAUUUGUUACAUAUAAAUAGCAGAAACAUUUCUAUAGACAUAGAUCUAAAUAAUUGAGGGAUUCACACAUUUUUUUACAAAUAUUUGGUGAAAUUAAAAUAAUAAUUUGCAUGGGUAAGGUUGAUGAGCAUGUGUAAUAAUUUUUAGCAAUUUGAUGACUUCAUUUAAAUAAAGUUAGUUUAUAAACCUGAGGUUUUUAAUCUUCAUACCAGUGGUUUCCAAACUUUAGGUCUCUAACCCAUAUUAAAAAAUGAAUUCUUGGCAUCCCCUUGUUUGAUUAAAUAUUAAAGGCAUGUAAAAAUGAUGGACUUUUCUAAGGCCCUCUAAUCUAACUAAUGCACUCUGCCCUAUGUGCCCCACCCAUCUCUCCCAUUUUGGAUACUGCUUUGUUGGACCAAGGUUUAUAUUUAUACAUAUAUAAAUGAUUUGUCUUUUUAAGGUAUGGAUGCAUUUACAGUCCUUGAUGACAAUCUAAGUCAGUCAGUUGGAAGUUUAGGCAGGAUUUCCCCUUACAAUGUAAUUAAAUAACAACUUAAGUUUUGUUUUAGUUAGAGUUGGUUAAGAUUAAAUAUAGGUUUACUUACAGAUUAAGAAACAUAAAUUUGUAUUUAAAUGUUUAGCUUUUAUUAAGUUAAACCCAUAUGGCUGGCAUUGAGUUUUCUUAAAUAAUAAAGUUUAUCUUUCACGACACUCCUUUAAAUGUGUUAAUGCAGUUUCAUUAUUGCCAAACAUGUCUGUAUCACAGGAUUUAAAUGAAACAUUUGAUGGUCUUGAGGGAGCGACUGGAGGCACAAAUUACAGUGCAAGUCAAGAUAACUUUAAUGGACGCAAUUCUAAAGUGUCGCGCCUUUCAGAAUCCUCCAAUGAUUCAGGAUUUGCUUAUCAAGGUGGUUUUUCAUCCUCAUCCUCCACCUCUUCAAGUGCUGGUAGCCCAGCAGGCUGUCAUAUGGGCGGAAACAUAUCUACAUCAAGUAAUGAUACUGAGCAAGAUCCACAUGGUACCAGGGCUGUGACCCACCAUCAUGUGGCACAUAACCACACUUACAAUACCCCACCUGGACAAAUACCAAGAGAGGUAAGAUAUUGUCAUCUUUUAUUUGCUUGCAAGUUAAAAUUAUUGGUUUUGUAUAUUUAAAAUAGUUUGCAAUUGUCUAACCAGCUUUGUAUAAAAGGGCUAAAUGUAUCUGUACCUAUUCACCCUGUAACUACACUGAAUGCUUAUUCUCGGCCACAAGACUAUAUUUUUUUUCUAAAUUUUUUUAACGAUUCAUCCAAUCUUUUGCUAUUUCAGGUUAAAAAAUAUGCACAGAAAGAGCCUUCACGAAAGGGUCCUCAGAGCCGAGACCAGCGUCGUGCAGAAGAACUCAAAAUACCCUUCACAAUUGAUGAAAUUAUUGAAUCCCCAGUUGAGACAUUUAAUGAAAUCUUAAUGUCUCAUAAACUCAAUGAAGCUCAGGUAAUAAUAAUAAUGAACCAAAUGCUCAAUAUUUUUGUUAAAAGUAGCUUAUGUAAAAUAAAUUGCAAUUCUUUUAUUUUGCUCUUGCUAAGUUCUUGGACUUUCAGGAUUAUCACAAUCUUGCUUCUUUGAAAUCCAUAUAGUGGAAACAUUCAGCUAACUUAAUUUAUACAUUUUCCUACUUUAAAUAAUUUUUAACAGUUGGCCCUUGUUCGAGACAUUCGUCGCCGUGGAAAGAAUAAAGUGGCUGCCCAGAACUGCAGAAAGCGUAAAGUUGGUGUCAUUGUUUCUCUUUCUGAUGAGAUGAUUGAUUUGCAGAAAGCGAGAGAUCGUUUAGUUGCUGAGAGAGCUGAAAUGGAAAAGGAAACCCGAAAAAUUAAGGAAAAGUUUGGAGGCCUCUAUACUCAUAUUUUCCAGUCUCUGCGGGAUGAGCGUGGUGAGCCUUAUGACCCUAAUCUUUAUUCACUGCAGCAGUCAAGUGAUGGCAAUGUUUUUCUUGUCCCUCGAAAUAUUAGUGUUGGGAGUAAAUAUAGUAACUCGUCAUCAGCUUCUUCAUCUCCCACUUCCUCCAAAGAUUCAGUGAGUUCAAAAAAGCGUAAAUCUUUUGAUGAGUAGAAUUGUUUUUUUUUUCUUGCAGGUGUUUAAAAAUAAAAUCUUAAACUUUGUAAAUUAAAGGGAUUAAAGCCGUUUUAUGGAAUAUUUAUAUUAAUUAGAAAAAGAAGCACAGAGAAAGUGUUUUGAAACAUGGUAAUUUACUUGUUAAAUUCUUUAGAGAUCUUUGUUUUAUAAUGUAUAUAUGUAAAAUUAAGCAUAAAAUUUAUUAAACCUGUAUCAGCAGCUGGGUGUCUAUGGAUUAUCAGCAUUUCCUUUAGUGUGAGCACAUUAAUAAGCUAUGGCAAGUGCAAGCAUUUCUUGCAGUGUGAUUGUGUCAGGCAGCAUGUAUGUUUAAAAAAAACAGUGAAAUUGUUUUGUGAAAGGAAACUUGUUCUAUUUUUUAUUUUUUUAAUCAUGUUUUGACUUUCAUUAUUUGAUGCUGUUAUUAAAUAAAUUUAUCUCUUGUGGGAGUACAAGCAUUUUGCCCAUGUAUGGAAGUCAAAGUAAUAAAAAUACUUGGUGAUCUGGAUUUUGUCGCUAAAAAAUUACAAGUGAUCUUUCUACCCUUUGAUUAAAUUGUUUAUCACUCACCCUUUUGCCAUUUGUACAUAGACCCUUUCUCCCAUUAAUAAUCAAUGCACAAUAAAUUCUGCCUUUGUUGACAGAUUGAAUGACAUAGUUAUUGUCUCUCAAAAGUGUUUAAGCCAGGAAGAUAUAUUGUCCCUGUCGUUAAAAGUGACAGUUUCAACAUUAGCGUUAAAUACAGUCUUUCAGGGAAUCAGCCGUCUCACGCUAAAAUAAUUUGAGAAUAAUACAUGCCUUAGAAUUUUAGAAUAUUUAGCAGCAACUUGCUACACUGUGUAGCUUUGUUAUGUUGGCUAGUUAAAUUUAAUUCCCUUGAAUUUUUUCUUCUAAUUUAGAUAUGAAACUGAUCUGUUGUAUAUUUUUCAUUCUACAAAGUGAUAUAUAUAUAUUUGGGGGGAUUUGUGCUUGUGAUAUAUAUGCUUAUUAUGAAAUAUGAUGAUUUUUGUUUGGAUUAAUUUUUUUUUUCCAAUACUGUAUCCUGUAAGCAGUAAUUUUUCAUUAUGUUCACCCAUUACCUAUAGAAAUUAUUUUUUUUUUCACAUUACUCUGUUUACACUAAUAAUCAUGCUUGUUGCAUUUGAAAUGCAGCAUAAAAGAUGUUUUUUGGUUUAUUUUUUAAAUAUAAAAACAUAGUUACGGACAUUAACAGUAUAAUGUUUAUUCCUUUCUGUCUUCUACUCAUAAUAUUACAGUGCUUUGAGAAAUUUUUUUCGAACGGAAAUUAUAAUUGAAAAGCAAUGAAAAACACGAAGAAUUUUUGUUUGUUAGAGAUGCAUUUGUAUGUGUCUACUUCUUUUUAAUUUAAUAAUUAUGUUGAUAAAUGAGUUUUCAUUCCACUCUUUUACUAACAUGUUUUGCAAAAGCUUGAACAUUUUUAAAGGAUUUUUUUAUUCAUUACCGAGACUUGCCUGAAGCAGCAUAAUAUGGCCUUUAGAUGCUAGCAAAACUUCAGCAUGAUCACAAAUAUAUUUUUAUGUAAUUUAAUUGGCAUUAAGAGCUAUUGACAUUUUCACUGUAGUUCCCCCAACUCUUAUUAUUGUUUGAAUUAAAUUGAAUAUUGUUUAAGAUGAUCUGCAUUACUCCUACAUUAUAUAAUGUUAAUUAGUAACAUUGUACAGGAUAUAACAGCCUGUGGCUUUUACCAUUUAAAUUUUGAUCUGGAUAAACAUCCUUUGCAGAUGCAAAGUAUUAAAUUUAGGCACUUGUAAAAGAACAUUGCCCUUGAGAAAAUGAGAUGCCCAGAAGUAUGUCUGCAUAAUUUUGGUAAUUAACAGGUGUUGUCAAAAUAUUAAAUUAAUCAUAUCAAAUGUCUUAAUUUCAAUUAUCAUGACAAAAAAGCAUAUUGUAAAAAUAAUAUUCUAAAUAAUUGUUAUCCAUUAUCCUGCAAUUGUUGAUGUUUGAUCAUUUAUCAAUAGCUAUAAUUUGCAACUCAUGUUAAUUAUAUGGUUUUAUAAUAUAUUGAAAGCAUUUUUAUUUCGGAUGUUAAUUUUAAGUAUACCGUUAGGCUUUGAAAAAAAAGUUUGGAAAGAUCAAUAUGUCCAUCCAGUGCUACUUUCACCAGCAUAUAGAAUUUCCAAUAAAAAAAUCAAUAUUUAUUACCCAGAAUUUGUUUAUCUUUCUUUUGUUUCUCAUUUUUAACUGUUUUUUUUACUUCUUACAUUACUAUUGUCAGUGCUCCUUCAGUUCUAGGGAUAUAGUUGAUUUUUUAUAGCUGAUUUUUAUAUUCAAAUUUAUAAAGUCAGGUUUUCUCAAUCAAAUUAUUGCUUAUAAAAACUGUUGCUUUUUUGUUUUUGUCUGACUAUUGCUUUUGUUUGAAAAUAAGUCCUUACUAUUUAUUAUUAGCUAACUAAAUGCUUUCAGAGCAACUCAAAAAUAAUCCCAACUUGCAACUGAAUAUCUCGCCUUGCAAUCUAUUUAGGCCAACUUUACUAAGAUAUUAAUAUUUUUUUCACAGGCUAUCAUUAUAAUUUGAACAGAUUUGCGUGAAUUUAGGAUAUUGUAGUUCAAUAAUGUUUAAC